UUGACCCGGCCAACCACUUUGGUUUAUGUUUCAUUCCAAUCUAAAAACGUUGCUUCACUUGACAAAAAAAAAAAAAAAGGUUCCGUCGUCCAAGCCAAUACUUGCGGCAGCAGGUUUCCCAAUAGCAUCCGUGUGGGCAAAGUCUUUCAACAUUUCCAGCGAAGACCCAUUUUUUACUUCUCACUUCCUAGCUCUUUUAUACAUGUGGAGGCAAAUAAACUCAGAAAGCAUCUGAUCUUGAUUGUCAGAAUUGAGAGAGAGAGAGAGAGAGAGAGAGAGAGAGAGAGAGAGAGAGAGAGAGAGAGAGAGAGAGAGAGAGAGAGAGAGGUGUUAAACAUGAAGAGCUCCAUGCCACCUCUGUACCCAAAACCAAAGGUGGUUGCAAUGAAAGAUCAAGAAAACAAAAGCGGACGCGGCAAUGACUUCAGGGAGAGGAAAGGAAACAUGUCUGAUAUUGCUAGGGUGAAAGGAGCGGACGCAGUACCCAAGAAGUUGGAGAGCAAGGCAUCGAUGGAUAUAAACGAAUGCGCCGAGGAGUUCAUCAACAGGUUCAAGCAGCAACUUCUGAUCCAACGGCUCGAGUCGAUUGAAAGCUACGAGCAAAUGCUUGCCAGAGGCAAAUAACAGCCUUCCCCGGCUUUUUGUCUUUCUGUUUCUGUUUCUGUUUCUAAUAAGAUUUUUUGCGUUCCUUCAAAUUGAUUUAUGUGUGACCAUGUGUUUUCAGUAUCUAAUGACAGAGAAAAUCUUUUCAGUUGCUUUGGAUGGAUCAUAUGUUGUAGUUUGCCGAAUCACUCAGUAUGUCAAAUUGGUGCCAAAUUCUGCACAACAAAUGUACCACUGUAAAAAUAACACUAGUAAUACCUUUCUCGGUUUUUUGGCUAA
Rhododendron vialii is the source of this 882-nucleotide messenger RNA. RefSeq lists its product as uncharacterized. The record is from RefSeq and is a predicted model, not a curated record. The transcript has a single exon. NCBI's taxonomy places the organism in Eukaryota, Viridiplantae, Streptophyta, Magnoliopsida, Ericales, Ericaceae. Bases 337 to 624 code for a protein of 95 amino acids.